Eremothecium sinecaudum is the source of this 642-nucleotide messenger RNA. RefSeq names its product Atg38p (gene ATG38). The transcript has 2 exons. Lineage: Eukaryota; Fungi; Ascomycota; Saccharomycetes; Saccharomycetales; Saccharomycetaceae. Bases 1 to 642 code for a protein of 213 amino acids. The record is from RefSeq and is a predicted model, not a curated record.
AUGGUUGACCUUAUAAAUGUAUAUGCUCAUAUUGAAGCAGGUGAGCAGUAUUCUAGAGAUUCCAACUAUCUCGGGACUGUUAAGGAGUAUAAUAAGGCAUUAGAGAAAAUCCUACAGCUUGAGGAUAGUGUUGAAGUGAAUGAGGGUUUAAAGGACGCGAUUGGACUAUUAAAACAAGACUUGUUGGUAAAGAUUAAAGAACUGCAGCAUUUACAGCAAAAGAGGCCUAAUAAUGCUGCAAAUAGCGCUACAGUGACAGCUGUGAUGAAUAGUGGUACUGUUCGUGUACAGGGGUCGGUUAAUGAGGGUGGAAAUUCUAUCAGUAUAUCUGAUCCUUUUCUUGCGUCUAUUGUAAAUAAAUUGCAUAUGAACAUACUACAGUCCCUCUCGCAGCUAUCUGGGAUUCAGGUGGACAAAACAGAACUUGAACAGUUACUGAUGUACCAGAUUAAGAACCUCGAGAAGGAGAUUGCGCUGUUUGAGCAGCGAAAGUUCCGAGAAUACGACUCUAAGAUGGAACAAUUGAUCAAAGAGAAUAAAAGGCUUUCUAACCAAGUCCUGAGGUUAAAGGAUAGGUGGGACAGUCUUGUGGAGAGUGCAAGGCAGAAGAGGAAUCAACAAGACGAUAAUGCAGGUCAUUGA